Molecule: messenger RNA, 1300 nt
Organism: Hordeum vulgare subsp. vulgare (domesticated barley)
Lineage: Eukaryota; Viridiplantae; Streptophyta; Magnoliopsida; Poales; Poaceae
Exons: 3
Coding region: 53-1300 (415 amino acids)
Source: RefSeq, a predicted model, not a curated record
UCGAGAAGGCGCGAGCAAAAUUGCGGAGGGGGUCGACGAUCCGUGCUCCGACAUGCCGCAGGUAUCAACGGCGCGCUUGUGUAGGCGGAGGAGACGUUCCUCGCAACCGGCGAUUGCUGGAUUCGAUCACGACAUCGAGUUGAAAUCGAUUUACUGCGAACCAACCACCGAAGAGGAAGAGGAGGAGGAAGAAGAAGAGGAGGUGGAAGAAGAGGAGGAGGAUGAGGAGGAAGAAGAAGAAGAAGACGAAGACGAGGAGGAGUUUGCUCCUGAAUCCUCCAUGGAGGAGCAGGAGGAAGACUUCGAUCAGCACCGGGAAAACUGGGAGAUCUCAUUCGGCAAAGGCCGGUUUGACUUCGAAGCUCUGACGAUGCUGAGCCCGAUGCUCUUCACACACUGCUCGCCGAGCCGCAUCCCAGAAGAAGCCAUCCUUUCCAAGACACUUCAGAUAUACUCCAUCAAAAUCGCCAAGACAAAACACCUCAAGUGGCCACUUCAAGUGUACGGCGUCGUUGCCGCUCGAGACUAUGUGGAUCACAGACGCAAUAUUGUCUUCUUUCGUCGAAGGAUUCACAGCCAAACCCUCACCAAGAAAGAUCCUUAUCUGCACUUGACUGGCCCAUGUCGCGCACUCAUGUGCCGCGAUCCCGUUCACAUAGAAUUCCAACUCAAAGUGAAGGGACAAUCUCGGUCCCAGGAUAGGACGCUCAUCACUCGACCCGUGCAGAUGUACAAUCCUUCCUGGCACGAUUGGUGUUACAGGUGCUUCUCCAACUACCUCUGCAAAAUAGAGCUGUGCUUCGAACAACUUGGCUGGUCACGCCAGGCCACCAUCUUGUCUGCCCGUGUUACCCAAGGGUCACCUUUCAAACACGGCGGGCAAAUUGUUUGCCGCGCCUCGCCUUGCGAGGACGAUCCUAACAAGGAAAUCGUGCUGUAUGAUUCAAAGUAUGGAACAAUGGAUAUGAUGGAACCCGAUGUAACAAUGUCGAUCGAUUCAGAUGGUUACCUUCAACUGUCGAGGCGCGUUGUUUCUGUACGAGGAAGGCUCAAAUUUUUCAUCUACACCUACUCCCGCGCUGGUGCUAUCGCUGCUAGUGGCCGUGUCUUGUUCAAAGCUAAGGAUUGCCAAACAAGCCAGGCUACAUGUAUCCUUCACAACAACAAGCCAUCCAAAGGGAAGAAUACCUCUUCUAAAGUGAAGAUUACUGUUGCUUGGUCCCGCUUGGUUAGAAGCAUAAAUGAUAUCGGCCCACAAUCCUUUGACAAUCGUCUCCUGCUUGGCUAUAAGGAUAUCUGA